This is a messenger RNA of Alternaria atra, 2316 nucleotides long. RefSeq lists its product as uncharacterized. The record is from RefSeq and is a predicted model, not a curated record. Bases 1 to 2316 code for a protein of 771 amino acids. The transcript is spliced from 3 exons. Lineage: Eukaryota; Fungi; Ascomycota; Dothideomycetes; Pleosporales; Pleosporaceae.
AUGUCGCUUCUCACUGAGCCACGAACCGGACGUUGGACAGAUGAGAGCAACCACCAUCAUCUCCAGUGGUUGCAAAGUGACAACCAAGCCCAAUGGCUCAAAGUUGUUGUAGCCAUCUGCCUCACGCUUAGCACACCUUAUGUAUUUCGAAUACUCGUCAGCAGCUUCAUCGGCUUUGCAGGAUGGUUUUCUUCAAGAAGAAAAAAUUCGAACCCAUCCCAGGAUGAAGAGAUACAACCAACGACAUCUACGAGCAUCAUGAACGACGCGAAGACCGGAAGGCAAAUACUACGAAGCGUGUACGUCACAUUCCGCCAAAAAGAGUCGAUACUCGAGAUUCGACACCAAUUUUUCUAUUUCUUCGUCCUUAGUACUUUGUGUUUUGCUUUCUUCUCUCAGAUCAUCGCAAGUUCCAUUCUCACGGACAAGAUGAUGACAAAUCGCGUGGGCCUACUAGCAUCAGAGACGUGCGGUCUCUAUGAGUAUGACAACGAAAAGUGGGGUGAGGAGCAAGCCUCUCGUGUUGAUAGCCUGAUGGUAAAGAGAGAAAACAGAGCAGCCAUCUACGCUCAAGAAUGCUACGAUUGGGGCAAUGAUAAGAAAGGCAAGGCUAUGACCUGCGACUUCUUCUACAACUCGACUUUGAAGUACACUAUCAGUAAGUCGUCAUGUCCGUUCUAUGAGAGUGAGAUUUGUCACACCGGCGCAUUACCCGGUUCGGCAAUCACCUUCGAUACGGAUUACCUGGACUCGAGUUUACUUGGCAUCAACGCCAACCCGACCUACACUUUCCGACGAACAACAACGUGUGCUCCACUGAGUGACCAGCCGCCUUACGUCCAGCACUUCUCCAAUAGUCCAACUGACCAUGGGUUCCUAUAUCAAUACGGCGGGCUUUACAACGUCGACGACGAGUGUGCUAGUACGCCCAAGAUGAUAACGGACUACACCAUGCGGGUGGUAGGUCAUCCUUUCGAGUGGCUGGCACCAGUGUAUCGCUUGAACACAUGGGCCACGUCCCUAGGCAAUCCUAGGUGCGACUUCUAUCAGCCAAUUGCGAAACUCAAAGCACCUGGACUGGAUACCUUAAAGAGAACUAAAACACUCACGAUCGUGUUCGUCACAGCUCUACAUAUCGUUUACACUCAAAAGAGCGUCGAUCCUAUUUUCCCAGCUGGCGAUAAGUAUAUAUUUCCAGGUGGUACCGUGGAGUACUUUAAGAACGGAAGUCCAAAAUCGCGCUCAUUCGCAUGCAUAGACGAGACCCGCUUCUGUGAUCCGACUAACACGUACUGCUGGCAUGAGUAUGCGAAGAUACCAGACCCGGUUUCCCAUAUCGCUAAGGAUCCAGCGUAUUGGUUCAUGGUGAAUGCGCUCAAAAAGUCCAACACAUACGACUCGAUCAAGUUGCGACUCGGGAGCAGUCUCCUAGCACAGCAGCGUGUUGGAGAGGCUAGAUCACAGGCUUUGGCCAACAAUCACUGGGAGCUCGAAGCGGAACACAUGUUCAAGACAUCUUUGGCAAGAGCUCAAUUUGACGCCUGGAGUCUAGCAAGUGGGGAAGACCACGAUCAAGAUACUUACAAGAACACCGUCGAUGAGUUCGCGGAGAGCAUGUGCGGUCUCUUCAAAUUCCGCGCCGCUGGGCACGUCAACAUACGCAUGUGGCCAUUUUGGUUACUAUGCUCUGUAUUGCCAAUCACGUUCCUCUUGAGUGUGGAGCUCAAGACUUACAGGCAGAUAUGUCAUGGUGCUAUGCGUUCGGCAAGAGACCAACUCGUUAAAAAGAGCAAGGCCCCGACAAGUGAUUCUGCUGCAGAUGGUCUUGUCGCAGACAGCGAUACAAAUGAUGAUGCCUUUGUAGUAGGAUCCACAUCAUCGACUCGUCGAAGCUCAGAAACACCAGCAGCUCCCGUCGUCACACCCGCGCCGCAAAGCGACACACCGAGCGUAAAGCCAUCCACCGACGAUUCGCUGAUACUAUCGGAUGUCGCAAAUGAUCGGCCGCCUUCUACCAGCACGACAACACCACUUAUCGAUCAUUCAGCGCAUGAACCGCACAACUAUGGGACGCAUAGCGCUGCCCAUAGCAUACGCACCAGUCGAAGCUCUGCGUGUAUGGAUCGAUCAGCAUCUAUUAUCGACCCGUCGGCUCGACCUGGCGUGAACGAUGGAGAGGUUAGUCAACCAAGCGACCAAAACGACCACGAAUGGACACCACUACUCAUACAUGGCCCGAUCCUAAUGGGCGCACGUAUCGUGAAAGCUAUGGGGGAGAAGGGGGUGGAGGGUCCGAUUGAUCAUUUGUCUUCUUAG